AUGCCUUCAGUAUCAACAUCUUUAGCACUUGCUGCUACUCUUGGAAUUGCUGAAACUGUGCUUUUUUCCCUUGGUUUUGGCAUCAUUAUGAACAUCAUGGGUAUACCUGCUAUAUGUCAACCUUGGGAAAUUGUAGUGCAGUUCAAUGCUGAUAUUGCUGAUGGCAUGCCAUGGAAGUUUAUUCCUACUCAGAGAGGUUUUUCUUUACUUAACACCUUACUGCAUGUAAGAGUCAAGCCUGGAGAAUGUGCCCUUACAUUUUAUACAAUUGAAAACAAAAGUUCCACUCUAAUAACUGGUGUUUCUACAUAUAAUGUCACUCCUAUGAAGUGUGUAACUGUGUGGACUAUACAUGGUUCUAUGGGAAAAGAACAAAGAGAUGAAAAGGUAACUUAUUUUUUCAUUUUUUUAUUUCAGCUUCCAUCAAUUGAAGUUGUUACAAAUUCACCACCAACUGAACGUGAUCAUAGGCGGCCACCAAUUCAUGUGCUUGUCAUAUGUCCAACUCGAGAGCUUGCAAGUCAAGCGGCUACAGAAGCUGUUGAAUUGCUUAAGUAUCAUCCUACCAUUGGUGUUCAGAUUGUAAUUGCAGGGACGAGACUUGCCUUAGAACAAAAACGAAUGCAAGCAAAUCCUUGCCAGAUCCUUGUUGCUACACCUGGAAGGCUUAGAGAUCAUGUGGAGAAUACUGCUGGCUUUGCAACUCGGCUGAUGGGUGUGAAAGUGUUGGUGCUCGAUGAAGCUGAUCAUUUACUAGACAUGGGAUUUCAGAAAGAUAUUUUAAAUACAGAGUUUAUAUUUUGAAUUAUAGUUCAUGUAUCAAUACACUUUGUUGAUGUAUGGUUAUUACUUAUUAUUAUAGUUGAUAUAUCAAUACACUUUGUUUAUGUUUUGAAUUAUAUUUGACU
Messenger RNA from Arachis ipaensis, 908 nucleotides. Lineage: Eukaryota; Viridiplantae; Streptophyta; Magnoliopsida; Fabales; Fabaceae. The record is from RefSeq and is a predicted model, not a curated record.